UUCACAAUAACAUUAUAUUUAGGCGUGAAAUUCUGAUCGAUAGAAGAAUUUAGUAAUAUUUGUAAUAUGCAGGUGCAUGCAUCAGUGUCAGAUGAGGAGCGUUGACAAGAAUUUCUAACUUCUAAGGAAGCAAAUGGAUGUUCCGGCAAGGCUGCAGGGAAGAAUGAACUCUAACACGAUAUAUAUUCAUUAAACAUAGAAUGCAAUCAAAAGGAUUAAGGAGCUAAAGAGUGUUUGAAAUUUUUGCCAUCCUACGCAAUGUCGAUGAGUUUCUUCGCUGUUUUCCUUGGUGCUCUGCUUGUUCAAGCCCAGGAUCAAUCAGGAUUUAUCAGCAUAGAUUGCGGAGCUCCAUCAGACACGGACUACACUGAGCCAAAAACAGGCAUAAAUUACACAUCAGAUGCCAAUUUCAUAGACACGGGUGAAAGUGGGACAAUAAUACCUGAAACCAUCAACACUGUCUACCAACGACAGAUGAUGAAUGUUAGAAGCUUCCCGAAAGGAAAAAGGAACUGCUACAAAAUAAGCAUCACUAAAGGUUCCACUUAUCUCAUCCGCACCAAUUUUUUAUACGGAAAUUAUGAUAAGCUAAAUAAGGCACCAAAGUUUGAUAUUCAUCUCGGGGUUAACCACUGGUACACAGUGACUAUAGACAAUGCAUCCACUCCCCAAGUCAAUGAGAUCAUAUAUAUACCUUCACUGGCUUAUCUGCAUAUCUGUCUGGUUAACACAGGCCAUGGCACACCCUUUAUAUCAGCUAUAGAAUUGAGGACUUUGAAAAAUGGUACUUACGUCCCUGAAUAUGGAUCAUUGGAAUAUUACAAGCGGUGGGAUUUAGGUUCAAACGAUGGCUACAGGUACAAUGUUGAUGUUUAUGAUCGUUUCUGGUAUAACUAUGGGGACAACAAGGAUUGGAAACAAAUAAAUGCUUCCAUUGCUGCUGGUUCUUUUGAUCAGAAUGAUUACGAACCGCCAGGAAUUGUUCUGAGCACCGCAGUUACACCAGUAAAUGCUAGUGCCCCAUUGGUAAUAAGCUGGGAGCCACAGAAUCCAACUGAACAAUACUAUGUUUACAUGCACUUCUUCGAGAUUGAAGUGCUAGGGAAGAAUCAGACAAGAGAAUUCAAUAUCACCCAGAAUGGAAGGCCAUGGUAUCAAAAUUUGUCUCCGUUACCCCGGAGUAUGAACACUAUAUAUAGCAAAUCAGGCAUCAGUGGGGAAAAAAUUGAAUAUUCGCUUGAGAAAGCCAAGAGUUCAAGCCUUCCUCCCAUCAUAAAUGCCAUUGAAAUUUACAGAGUGAUAAACUUCCAGCAGAAAGAUACACACCAAGGAGAUGUUGAUGCGAUUGCGAGCAUCAAGUCGGCUUACGAAGUCAAAAGAGAUUGGCAAGGUGAUCCAUGCGCCCCUGUAGCCUACUUGUGGGAUGGUCUCAAUUGUAGUUAUCUCGGCAGUAAGAACCCAAGAAUCACAACUUUGAAUUUAUCUUCAAGUGAAUUGUCAGGAAGAAUAGAUCCUACGAUUUCAAAUCUCGUCAUGUUGGAGCAGUUGGAUUUAUCCAACAAUAACUUACACGGCGAAGUUCCUGAUUUUCUAUGUAGACUACAACAUUUGAAGAUGAUAAAUUUUGAGAACAACAACCUCACAGGUUCAAUUCCCGAGGCACUAGUUCAAAAAUCUAAGGAAGGUUUCCUAUCACUAAGGGUGGGCCAAAAUCCAUAUCUAUGUGAAUCCGGUCAAUGCAAGGAGAAGAGGAAGGAAAAGAAGAAUAUUGUUACUCCCUUAUUAGCAUCCGUUUGUGGGGUUUUGAUCAUUCUUAUGACUGUGGUAGUUGUAUUGUGGACUCUUGAAAGGAGAAAACCCAAAGCUUCGACCAUAGAUCAACGUGAGAUAGCACCGGAAAGCACAGAACAAGAGGAUUCAUUACAUCAACUAAAAAAACAGAUAUAUUCAUACUCCGAUGUAGUUAGAAUCACCAACAAAUUCAGUACAGUUGUUGGUAAAGGUGGGUUUGGAACAGUUUAUCUGGGUUAUAUUGAUGACACUCCCGUGGCAGUGAAAAUGCUGUCUCCAUCUUCAGUUCAUGGUUAUCGACAAUUUCAAGCAGAAGUUAAAAUUCUAAUGAGGGUUCAUCAUACGAAUCUCACCUCCCUCGUUGGAUAUUGUAAUGACGGAGAUUAUAAGUGUCUCAUAUAUGAGUACAUGGCUAACGGAGACUUACAACAACAUCUUUCUGGUAAACACAACAAAUCAAAAUUGUUGAGCUGGGAAGACAGACUUCGUAUAGCAGUGGAUGCAGCACUAGGUGAGGAAGUAAACUUGAAAUUAUGUGUUUUGUGAACACCCAUUUUCCCCUCUCAAAAUGUUUGCAAUAAAUCUAAUAUCGGGUUGGAGUAUCUUCAAACUGGUUGCAAGCCUCCUAUAAUCCACAGAGACAUAAAAUCUACAAACAUCUUGUUGGAUGAAAAGUUCCAAGCAAAAUUAUCAGAUUUUGGUCUAUCCAAAAUUAUACCAAUUGAUGGGGGAACUCAUGUGUCAACUGUUGUUGCUGGUACUCCUGGUUAUCUAGAUCCAGAGUACUACAUAUCCAAUAGAUUAACACAGAAAAGUGAUGUUUAUAGCUUUGGAGUUGUUCUUUUGGAAAUCAUCACUUAUCAACCAGUAAUAGUAAUAUCAAGGAAUGAAGAAAGGGUUCACAUCAUUGAAUGGGUCAGAUCACUGAUUGAAAAAGGGGAUAUCAAGGCGAUUGUUGACUCAAGGUUAGAAGGAGAUUUUGACAUUAAUUCAGCUUGGAAAGCCGUAGAAAUAGCAAUGGCAUGUGUUUCCUUUAAUCCCAGUGAAAGGCCAAUGCUGAGGAUGAUAGUGACUGAACUAAGGGAGACUUUAGCAAUCGAAUUAGCUCGAGCAAAACUCAUUGAUGCACAUCUAACAACAGAUUCUAUUGAACCGCUCGCCAUAAAUCUGGACACUGAAUUCACUCCUCUGGCGAGGUAAAAUAUAAAAGAAAUCAAAUAAUGUAAAAGAGGAAGUCAUCUUAUUAAGAACUUGGUCCAGAGGUUCUUUCCUUUGCUCUUCUGUAACUGCUUCACCUGUUUCCAUUUCCAUGGAUGACGAUUUCUGCUUCUACCCUAAAACGUAAUUGCAUCAUUUUUCUUAUUCUUCAAUGUCUAUUCA
Vigna radiata var. radiata (mung bean) is the source of this 3171-nucleotide messenger RNA. RefSeq names its product putative leucine-rich repeat receptor-like protein kinase At2g19210. Gene Ontology annotation, molecular function: protein kinase activity; protein binding; ATP binding. Lineage: Eukaryota; Viridiplantae; Streptophyta; Magnoliopsida; Fabales; Fabaceae. The record is from RefSeq and is a predicted model, not a curated record. Gene Ontology annotation, biological process: protein phosphorylation.